CCAACGGCCCAACCCCUUCCGUGAAUCUAAGGAAACUCCGUAAGUGUGGUUGGUGAAUAAGCUGAGCUGUAGUUCUCUAACGUCCAAAGCCUUGCGCAGGAUUUUUUGGUACCGAGCGGAAAGGAGAUGCACACGGCACUCGAGUGAGGGGACCAAUAAAAAGGACACAAUGCGAGUACAUGUACACACCAAAUUCUGCUUCCUGUGCGUUAUCACCUUCAUCUUUCAUCACUGUAACCAUUGCCACGUGGAAGGGCAUGACCACGCUAGCGACGUACAUCAGCACAGCGACCUACAGAUUUCUGAGGCUCCGGUUCGUUCCACCACCGUAUCCCCAGACUCAAACAGUCCUGAAGGGCCACCUCUAGAGGAAGAACAGCGUUACUACAUCCAACAGCUGUUUAGGCUCUACGGGCAGAAGGAUCGCUUGGACUUCCAGGGUUUUGAGAGUCUCCUCCAUAGCCUGGGUUUAGGAUCAGUUAAAUUGGUUGCCAUGGAUCAUGAGGAUAUCGGUCAUGACCACGUGGCCCACCUCGACCUGCUGGAUGUGCAAAAUGGGCUUCACUCACAUACAUCCUCCAGUAAAGUCCACAGUCACGAUCAUUCGGGCCAUAAGCACCAUCACCCACACGUAGAACAGGUUCCCACACGCUGCAGCCCCACUACUGCUACUGGGGGGCCAACAAAUCAUGACCAUAAACACGGUGAUGAUGAUCAUGAUACCCAUGACCACAACCAUAAUCACACACAUGAUGAAGACCAUCAACACCAGCACACAGAGGUCCAGUCUGACCACAAACACCCGUCUUCUAAUCCCCAUCAGAACCCCACAAACCACAGCAGCGAUCAUCACAGUCAUAAAGAGCAUAGAGAUGAGCCAGCACUGCCAAGUGUGACGCCGACGGAAAAUCCUGCAAGGACCAGGAAGCCGGGAAAGGUCAGAGGUCAGGGCAGGUCAAACAAGUUCCCUUCAUCUGAAACGCCUCCAACUGAUGACCAUGACCACAGUGGCGCUCAUAAAGACAAGAGAGAGGCUCCAGGGUUGGCUGCCUCAUCGGGGCUCAUAGAACAUGCAGGACACUCGCACCAGCAUGAGGAGUGCUUGAACCUGACUCAGCUCCUCACCUACUAUGGCCUGCAGCCUGACUCCGUCAUCUCCCAGAGUGAGUUCACCUACCUGUGUCCCGCCCUCCUCUACCAGAUAGACAGUCGCGUCUGUAUCCGCCAUUACCAUCAGGUGGACGUUGAGCAGGAGGCCCUGGAGACUGUCAGUUCUGUCUGGGUCUGGCUCUGGGGCUUCGUCUCCAUCACCAUCAUCAGCCUGCUCUCUCUUCUCGGGGUGAUUCUGGUUCCCAUCCUCAAACAGUCCUGCUUCAAGUUCCUGCUCACCUUCCUGGUGGCGCUGGCCGUGGGCACGCUCAGCGGAGACGCUCUACUUCACCUGCUGCCUCACGCUCAGGGACAACACGACCACAGCCAGCAUGGAGACAGCGAUACCACUGAUAUGGUCACCGCCUUUGAUGGCGUGUGGAAGGGUCUCACUGCACUGGCUGGCAUCUACCUCCUCUUCAUCAUCGAGCAUUGCAUCGGCAUGUUCAAACACUUCAAAGACCAGAGGGAACUGCAGAAGAACAACGAGGAGAGGAAGAUCGGCAGGAAGCUGUCGGAUCACACGCUAAACCGCCGUUCAGACGCAGAGUGGUUGACCCUGAAGCCUCUGAAUGACGACCCGGAGAACUCAACUAUCUCCUGCGACAACACUCACAACGACACCCAGCUGACAGAGCUCCAGACCCCCGACUCCCCCACCACAAAGACCCCGCUGGCUCCUACAAAGGAGCCCCAGUCUCCCACCAGGGACCCCGCCCAGAAAACCAGGAAGCACAGACACUCCCACGGUCACGGACACUCCCACGGAGGGAACUGCCACUCGGACCAGGAGAUGAAGGAUGCUGGGAUCGCCAGCAUCGCCUGGAUGGUCAUCAUGGGAGACGGCAUGCACAACUUCAGCGACGGCCUCGCUAUAGGUGCCGCGUUCAGCGCCAACAUCACAGGAGGCAUCAGUACAUCCGUGGCUGUUUUCUGCCACGAACUUCCUCAUGAACUCGGCGACUUUGCGGUUCUGCUGAAGGCCGGCAUGAGUGUAAAACAGGCCAUCAUCUACAACGUGCUGUCGGCACUCAUGGCUUAUGUGGGCAUGCUGAUCGGCACGGCGGUGGGCACGUACACGCACAACGUGACCAGCUGGAUCUUCGCCAUCACCGCCGGGAUGUUCCUCUACGUGGCUCUGGUGGAUAUGCUGCCAGAGAUGCUUCACGGGGACAGCGAGGAGCACAAGCGCUGCCAAGUGGGACACUUCAUCCUGCAGAAUGUGGGCAUGCUGACCGGCUUCAGCAUCAUGCUGCUGAUCGCCAUCUUUGAGGACCGCAUUGUGUUUGAUUUUGGCUUUUAGCGGAGGACGGAGGAAGUGGACGGCUGGAUGUAUUGGUGUUUUUUUUUUUCUUAAAGUGUCCUGUCUGCUGUCCUGCACGUGCUCCAUUGGUCUCUGUUCCAAACUACAGCUGUCCGCUCUUCUCCUCAUCUUUACGCCUUGCUCCUCCUCUUCCUCGGCUCCUCGUUCUCUUCCUGUGAAGCACAAAGCUGCCGCCCCUUUUCCCCAGGAUAGACGCUCCCACCUGUAGCAUUCUUGCCCUUCAUGCCUUCGCCUCAUUCAUGCGGCGUCCCGUCUCCGUGGCUUGUUCUUGUGUGCUGAUGUCGUCCCGCUGCGCUCCGCCCACCGC
Messenger RNA from Cyprinodon tularosa, 2780 nucleotides. RefSeq names its product solute carrier family 39 member 10 (gene slc39a10). NCBI's taxonomy places the organism in Eukaryota, Metazoa, Chordata, Actinopteri, Cyprinodontiformes, Cyprinodontidae. Gene Ontology annotation, cellular component: membrane. Gene Ontology annotation, molecular function: zinc ion transmembrane transporter activity. The transcript has 10 exons. Gene Ontology annotation, biological process: positive regulation of B cell receptor signaling pathway; intracellular zinc ion homeostasis; zinc ion import across plasma membrane. The coding region runs from base 170 to 2452 and encodes 760 amino acids. The record is from RefSeq and is a predicted model, not a curated record.